Molecule: messenger RNA, 1656 nt
Organism: Dendrobium catenatum
Lineage: Eukaryota; Viridiplantae; Streptophyta; Magnoliopsida; Asparagales; Orchidaceae
Product: WD repeat-containing protein LWD1
Exons: 1
Coding region: 228-1316 (362 amino acids)
Cellular component (GO): nucleus
Molecular function (GO): protein binding
Source: RefSeq, a predicted model, not a curated record
GGCUUAUCUGAUAAUGGUCAUACUGUUAGGGUUUCGUCGUCGGUCGUUUCUCUCUCUCUCUUCCGCUUCAUAUUUCUAGUCUUCGAUGGUCUCUGCUUCAUCAUCGCUCAGCACUUCAUCUCCCAUGGCUCCUUCAUGCGGUCCUUCAAUGGCAUGAAAUUUAUUGAAAUAUUAGAAGGAAAUAACAAAGGGAACAAAGCUUGUGUUCUUAGCAAGUUCUUAGAGGAAUGGCGGUGAGCGGUAGCGGUGGUGGUGUAACGACGGAGGAAUCGGAGGAGCAACAAAAGCGUUCGGAGAUCUACACCUACGAGGCGCCAUGGCACAUCUAUGCCAUGAACUGGAGCGUUCGGCGGGACAAGAAGUAUAGGCUUGCCAUAGCUAGCCUCCUCGAGCAGUACACAAAUCGUGUGGAGAUCGUCCAACUAGACGACUCGACGGGGGAGAUCCGUUCCGACCCCAACCUCUGCUUCGACCACUCGUAUCCUCCUACCAAAACCAUGUUCGUGCCUGAUAGAGAAUGCCUCCGGCCGGACCUUCUAGCUACUUCUGCCGACUUCCUCCGUAUCUGGCGGAUUGCCGACGACUCUUCGCGCGUCGAACUUAAGUCUGUCCUCAACGGCAACAAGAACUCUGAGUUCUGCGGUCCGCUCACCUCUUUCGAUUGGAACGAAACUGAGCCACGCCGCAUCGGGACCUCCUCCAUCGACACCACUUGCACCAUCUGGGACAUCGAGCGGGAAGCAGUUGACACGCAACUUAUCGCCCACGACAAGGAAGUCUAUGACAUCGCGUGGGGCGGCGUCGGCGUCUUCGCCUCUGUAUCGGCGGAUGGGUCAGUCCGCGUCUUUGACCUCCGUGAUAAGGAGCACUCCACCAUUAUCUACGAGUCCUCCGAUCCUCCGGAUACCCCACUUGUUCGUCUCGGGUGGAAUAAGCAGGAUCCGCGCUACAUGGCCACCAUCAUCAUGGACAGUGCUAAGGUCGUCGUCCUUGACAUCCGCUUCCCCACGCUCCCUGUUGUCGAGCUGCAGCGACACCAGGCCAGCAUUAAUGCCAUUGCGUGGGCACCCCACAGCUCUUGCCACAUUUGCACUGCUGGUGAUGACUCCCAGGCGCUCAUUUGGGACCUCUCUUCCAUGGGAAGCACCUCAGCCUCCUCUGGAGGGAAGCAGCAGCAGCCUGCAGCUGAGGGGGGGCUCGAUCCCAUCCUUGCUUAUACUGCAGGAGCUGAGAUCGAGCAGCUGCAAUGGUCGUCCUCUCAGCCAGAUUGGGUCGCUAUUGCCUUCUCCAGUAAGCUGCAGAUACUCAGGGUUUGAUGUCUCCCAUCCUCAGAUCUUAUUUAAUUUCCACCAACCAAUCUACCAUUCCACAAUUUUUUGUUCUUCAUAUCAUGUUGUGUGUGUUGAAUUAGAAGAUUAGUAGAUUAGAAUGAGAAAUGGGAACACUUGAAAGUUAUCUGUAGAGUGUUUCCAGAAUCUCUCUGUGCUAUAUUUACUCUUAUAAUUCUUGUUUAUUUGAAUCUGGACUUGAACUUUGGCUAGUUCAUUUGGGUGAAAAGCCCAAUACUGUUGAUUGUCUUGUGAAGGACAAUCUUCAUUAAAUGCUUUUUCCGUUCAUUUUUAUUGAUAGGUCUGAUAUAUUAUUUCCUUAUCUUCC